AUGAUCAUGUUCGAAGAGCUGAUGGACAAACAUCGACUCGCGCACGCUGCCCAGAUGCCUCGGCCUUCCCAUUAUUCUGAAUACCGCAUUGGCGCAGUGCCAGGAGAGGACCCGUUUGGCCAGUUCAUGUCGCACAUUGUCGUCAGCACGGUUGCAAGCCACAGGGAGUCGUACCAGUCUGCCGUGUACCAUGAGCCGCCGCAGCUCGAGAUCAUCGGGGUACGAUCGGUAGUAAACCCAAGAGUGCAAGCAUCUUACAUGGCAAAGCUCCAGAACCUCGAGGGCAAGAGGCAGCGAAAGGGCAUGUGUUCUCAGAUUUCGGCUCUCUCUUAUCUGAAAGUGCCGGCGAGCAGGUACGACUUCGACUUGAACGAGCAUUUCUGA
Messenger RNA from Prorocentrum cordatum, 384 nucleotides. NCBI's taxonomy places the organism in Eukaryota, Dinophyceae, Prorocentrales, Prorocentraceae. The record is from the annotation of a GenBank genome assembly.